Molecule: messenger RNA, 949 nt
Organism: Cucumis melo (muskmelon)
Lineage: Eukaryota; Viridiplantae; Streptophyta; Magnoliopsida; Cucurbitales; Cucurbitaceae
Product: protein LIGHT-DEPENDENT SHORT HYPOCOTYLS 4-like
Exons: 2
Coding region: 182-754 (190 amino acids)
Biological process (GO): mRNA transcription; response to light stimulus
Cellular component (GO): nucleus
Source: RefSeq, a predicted model, not a curated record
UGUUUUUCCAUAGGUCCUCACUCUCUGUCCCCUCUCCCCCCCCCCCCCCCCCCAAAACGCUCUCUCUUUCUUCUCCAUUAUUUAUUUCUUUAUUUACGCUUUUCUAUUUCUUCUUAACUCCUUCACUUCUGUUCCCACUCCCAUUCUCAAUCUCUUUCCCUAUUUUCAUUAUUUAUCGAUCAUGUUGGCCAUGGAAGCCGCCUCCUCCGCCGUCACCAGUUACACCUCCGCCUCCACCACCUCCGACAACCACCUCCACUAUCCUCUCUUGCUCCCCGCACCACCAUCUCCUCCCACACCUGCUCUCAGCAGGUACGAAUCACAAAAGCGGCGAGACUGGAACACGUUCGGGCAGUACCUAAAGAACCACCGCCCACCACUGACGCUAUCCCGUUGUAGCGGGGCUCAUAUUCUGGAGUUCCUCCGCUACCUGGACCAGUUCGGUAAGACGAAGGUCCACACCUCCAGCUGUCCCUUCUUCGGUCACCCACAACCCCCUGCUCCCUGCCCCUGCCCUCUCCGCCAGGCCUGGGGCAGCCUCGACGCCCUCAUCGGCCGCCUCCGCGCAGCUUUCGAGGAGAACGGCGGCCAACCUGAGACCAACCCCUUCGGGACACGAGCCGUGAGGCUGUAUUUAAGGGAAGUUAGAGAGUCGCAGGCGAAAGCCAGAGGAAUUGCUUACGAGAAAAAGAAGAGGAAGAAAUCCGCCAUGGCUUCGCUAAAGAUCAACCACCACCAACCCAUGCCUUCCUAAUUUUCAUUCUAAUAAGCUAUGUAUUAUUAAUCCAUUAAUCUUAAUCUCUCCCUUUGAUUAAUUGGGGAAACCCACUGUAUCAAAAUUUAGUAUAUAUAGUUUAGUAUUUUGUUUAAUUACCCCCUUCCCAGUUCCCAUUUCCCAGUUCCAACCCCUUGUUUACAUAUUUAUCGUUAUUGAUUAGACAAUUUUCAA